This is a messenger RNA of Sphaeroforma arctica JP610, 1105 nucleotides long. RefSeq lists its product as hypothetical. The record is from RefSeq and is a predicted model, not a curated record. The transcript has a single exon. The annotation marks the transcript as partial. Lineage: Eukaryota; Ichthyosporea; Ichthyophonida.
UGUACAUUUUCUCGUCACAAUAGGUCGCAAUGUGGUCAGCAUCUUUGACCGCAUUGGUUAUAAGUGUUUGGAGACCAAACGAGUGCAGCAUGAGAUGCUGGCUAGUCCUUCGGGAGGCGAGGUUUCCACAGUCAAUCUGAACGCUCUUAUGAGCAAGCAAGCCGAGAAAAGGAGCAAAUGCUGUUGAGUAUGGGAUAAAAUCGCAUUCACCUGGGGUUGAUGCAUGUCUUCAUAUAUAUAUAUUUAUAUAUAUUGCGAUGGCGACUGGCGACUGGCUACUGGCGGUCGUAAACCGUCGUUUCCAUGGUUGCAGGUCCUCGGCACUUAGAAACUAGUCUGGUCAGAAACCACUUCUGUGAUAGCACUACUACGACGCCCAGCCGCGCCUCUCCUAGUUUUCCCAGUGGUCUCCACAGUACACAUGACUUCUAAGUUCUAGCUGCUAUCUCGACGAGGCUUGGGUAUGUUCUGGUGAGAGGCUUCGCAGAAAUGUGGUUCAGCUGGAAUUGGCCAAUGAGAUCGCUUUGUAGGGUGCGGCACAAGUUUGCGGAAGGGUUCAGGGUUUUCGGGGGCAGGAUUUUAGACAUGUGACUUGUGAAGUGUCUGGCAAGACCCGCUGGAGGCAGGAAGUAUAAAAUCAUAAAUUCGUCGCCGGAGGAGGGGAAUUAAUAUUUUCCUGCUCCGUCUGCUACAGGGUCAUGCUUCCAGCGCCCUAGAGAGGUACAGCUUCCGUUGACUAUGCAAAUAGAUACCGAUGAGAAUGUAAUUAGAUCAACGUGGUACCGAACUGUUACAGUUGGCGUGGGAGUGAGUGUAACACUGUCAGACGGUUAACGCCCGUACCACUCAUCAACCUUCCUGUAUCAGUGGCUUCAGUGCGUAUAAUGCUUUGUAAGCUGUUAUAGCACUUUGAAUUAAAUACGCGAGCUCUUACUAUUUAGUAACUGCCUCUUGCUUACACGAACUUGUAAAGGUUUUAGAGAAACUGUCUUUGAGAAAAACACAGGUAGGGCUUCUACACUGAUAUAUUCAAGUAUAGUUGGCUACAAUUCUGCUGCGGCGUGUCCUUACCUCGGCCUUUCCAUAGAUUACAUAGCACAGUAGC